Mauremys reevesii (Reeves's turtle) is the source of this 1831-nucleotide messenger RNA. RefSeq lists its product as uncharacterized. Bases 285 to 923 code for a protein of 212 amino acids. The transcript is spliced from 6 exons. Lineage: Eukaryota; Metazoa; Chordata; Testudines; Geoemydidae. The record is from RefSeq and is a predicted model, not a curated record.
UCGGGGUUGCUGGAGGAAGAUGGGUUACAGCUGGUGGAGUGGGCUGGGGCCCCCAAUAUCUGUCCCUCCCUGCCACUUACUUACUCCUCUGUCUAGCAUCCCACUUGCCAGCUCCUCACUGUAGUUCUUCCCAUGCUCUGGUCCAGCCGGGGGCACACUGAGACCGGGGCUGCUUGGCUGGCAGAUUUUUGAAGGGAUUUAAUGGUGGUCCACUGGAGACCAAGCUGAGCUUGGCCUGCUCAUUUUACUGGUGACUCAAGAAGGAUUUGCAGGCAGGGUCAAAGAUGGAAAAGGUACAGUCCUAUUUAACGUUGGAUGACGAUGACUUGCUCUCUGAUCUCAGCAGUGGGGACCUAGAGAUGUUGCUAUCAUUCCUGGUGGGUAAGGUACAUGAAAUCGAAGUGAGAGUGAGCACAGAGAAGGAUGAGAUCAUGAGACUUGAGACAGAAAUAGCACAAUAUGUCGCAGAAAGAGACAACUGUCUGUCACUGGCAGCACAGAUUGUGCAUUUGCAUCCAGUAUUGGAAGAGGAAUUCAAGACUCGAGAACAACUUCAGGCUGUUGCAUCUGAGCUGAAAAGGCUGAAAAAGGAUAUUGCUCAAGAUACCAGUGAGCAGCCAGAUGCGGCCAAAUUAGAACAGUUGAUAGCGGAAUCAGAAACCACGAUAACCUCUCUCCAUCAGAAACAGCAUAUGUUUAAAAGCGAGAGAAUUCAUCUGACUAACAUACUGGAGACCACCCAAAAUACCCUUUCCGAGGCACAGGCAGAAAGCCAUGCAGCUGAUCAGGAGCUGCUUCGCUUGCAGAAGGAAUGUACUGAGCAAGCUAAUGUGAAGUCUUUGGGGGAUAAUGAAGCCGACAGACAGCUGGAUACCUGCAUCAGACAGCUGGGAGUGCUAAACCUCCUCGCUAGGAAGAAGUGAACUUCUGUCUCCAGCAGGGGAUAUGUGUUAGUCAGCAGACCUGAAGUUCCGAAUUCCACUUGCAGAAGAUGUAGGCAAGUAGGAGGUGUGUGGCCACCAGUACACUGAGCCGCUGUUGGAGGAGUCAUGGGAAGAAACACCACCUGGAGCGUAGCUAUACCAGGUUAAGCAGCCUGACUGCUCCCCAAUUUGAUUUCAUUUUACUUCAUUCACCUUCCAGCUGUCCACCAGGACAUAGCAGCAAAAUAUUUGAUUGUUCUUCCCCAAUCUCGUCUUCUCUGGAUGCUGCAUGGGGGACAUGAAGCAAAAUCUGCUCUAUGAUGAAUUCUGCUACUUUCUGUUUCAUGUAUGCAGGGUUUUAUUUUCAUAAAUAGUGAGACUAGUCCAAUGGUUUGUUGUCAUUGGUGUCAGGGAUGCAGAGACUAAAGGAAACCAAUGGUUUAAGAAGGGCCCAUUUCAGCCAAACUCUCCUGGCAUCAGCCACUUCCAUGUCAGCUCACCCUGGUUUGUGUGGCUGCUUCCCGUCCAACAAUAGAUUUCCCUUUCCAGCUAGUAGUCUGAUUUCCCUGUUUAGAUAGGCCAUAUCCACUGCAGUGUUGCACUUCUGUUGCUGUCUGAUUCCACUUCACAUGGACCUAUUGCCAUUCUUUGCAUUGGAUUGCCUUGAAGUUUCUCCAUGUUGAGAGUAGGGUAUCUCCCAGGCAAUCUGUGAAGAUCAUCAGGUGUAUGUGAAACACAACUGGAGACAGAAGCCAUUUGCUGAUCUGGAAGCUGGCCAGCUCAUGGGAGACAAUGUACAAAAUUGUGGCUAGGUGUAAUUGUAAUGCAGUGUGGCUAGAUUUCUAGAAAGCUCUGAGCAGAGACAUGUUUUUGCAUAACUUUGAAAUAAAGUCAACUUUCUUACAUAA